Messenger RNA from Fundulus heteroclitus (mummichog), 3257 nucleotides. It is a transcript of the gene lfng, whose product is annotated as LFNG O-fucosylpeptide 3-beta-N-acetylglucosaminyltransferase. Bases 163 to 1266 code for a protein of 367 amino acids. The record is from RefSeq and is a predicted model, not a curated record. The transcript is spliced from 8 exons. NCBI's taxonomy places the organism in Eukaryota, Metazoa, Chordata, Actinopteri, Cyprinodontiformes, Fundulidae. Gene Ontology annotation, biological process: regulation of Notch signaling pathway; pattern specification process. Gene Ontology annotation, cellular component: Golgi membrane. Gene Ontology annotation, molecular function: O-fucosylpeptide 3-beta-N-acetylglucosaminyltransferase activity.
AUAGAGCCACUCAGUGGCUAUGAUCUCUUGACGGGCUUUGUGUGUGUGUGUGUUUCAGUUGCGGUUUUUUUUUUUGUUGCGAAGCGGUAGGCGUAUGGACUUGGCAUCACUUGCACGUUGCGCCGCUUCACCGUUUUUUUUAGUUGCUUUUAAGUUUUAACCAUGCUGAAGAAUAAUGGGAAAAAGACAGCGAUCUCUGUCGCCUGCACGGGAUGCCUCUGCCUGCUGCUGCUGCUGGUGGUCGCUGUGCAUCAGCACCGCGUUCAGGUGACGGAGGGGACGGACGGAGAGGACGCAGCCGCGCGCUCUGCGCCGGAGGAGAGCGCACGACGCGCCCCGGACAAAAAGGGAUUCUCGACCUACUUCACCAAGCUGACCCGGGGACGGAGGGAGGUGGAGAAACCACCUCGGACCUCAGCCGCCGCUUUGGACCCUCCUCCGGCUGAGGACAUCAGCGCGGCGGACAUCUUCAUCGCCGUGAAGACCACCAAGAAGUUCCACCAGUCCAGACUGAACCUGCUGCUGGAGACGUGGAUCUCCAGAAACAUGCAACAGACUUACAUCUUCACAGACGGCGAGGACGAUGAGCUGAAGAAGAAAAUCGGAAGUCAUGCAAUCAACACCAACUGCUCUGCAGCUCACAGCCGGCAAGCUCUGUCCUGCAAGAUGGCGGUGGAAUACGACAAGUUUAUCGAGUCGGGGAAAAAAUGGUUCUGUCACGUAGACGACGAUAACUACGUGAAUGUCCGGACCCUUGUCAAGCACCUGUCUCAGUACCCCCACACCCAGGACUUGUACAUCGGCAAACCCAGUCUGGACCGGCCAAUAGAGGCCACAGAGAGGCUGGGCGACAACAAAAUGAAACCGGUCAACUUUUGGUUUGCGACGGGAGGAGCUGGCUUCUGUGUGAGCCGGGGUCUGGCACUGAAGAUGAGCCCGUGGGCCAGUGGCGGUCACUUCAUGAACACGGCAGAGAAGAUCCGCCUGCCUGAUGACUGCACCAUCGGCUACAUCAUUGAGUCGGUGCUGGGGGUCCCUCUGACCCGAAGCAGCUUGUUUCACUCCCACCUGGAAAACCUGCAACAGGUGUCCCGAUCUGAGGUUAACAAGCAGAUCACUCUCAGUUAUGGGAUGUUUGAAAACAAGAGCAAUAUCAUCAGCUUGAAAGGGGCUUUUCCUGUGGAGGAGGAUCCAUCAAGGUUCAGGUCUGUGCACUGUCUGCUGUAUCCAGACACUCCGUGGUGUCCCCCUCAGGUUGCCUUCUAGGGCGACCGCUCCUUUCUCAUCCUCGUCCCCGUCCAGCCUCGGUAUCUGAAAGGCUCAUGGGGACCAGUGUUUCUCGUAUGAGACCGUGUUGCUGCUGCGUUCUCGCUGCAGCUGUUUGCGGUCUCUUAUGGUUUUUACUAGGCUGCUGUGCGGCCCAUCUUUUGGACUCUUUUCUUCCUCUCUGGGGCCACAACCUUAUCCCAAAAUGCUUGGGGCGGAGGAUUUCAGCUCUCGGAAGGAAGUAGCUUUCGCCAUUUAGCUUUGCAGGCAAUCAGUUGUGCUUUUGUGAUGUAAAUGUUGCUUGUAAAUGCAUAAGCAAUUCUCAUAGAAUGUAUUCCUUUGUAUUCAAGCCUAUUGCCAGCUAUCUUUUUUUUUUUUUUUCCAGUUAAAAACUGUAAUGCCACUCAGGUCUAUGUUUGGCUUUGAGAUCUUUUAUCGCCUGAACCUUUUUUUUUUUUCUCCCCCUGACAUUUGUGUUCAGUUCUAGUCCAGAUGACUCCGGAUUUAUGCUCUGAGAUGAAGAUUUUGCUGUAAUUUCACAUGAACAGUGUUACUUUUCCCACAACCUGAGCUGGCAGUCGGCAGAUUUCCAAAUUUGUCUUUGAGGGACCUAAUCUGAAGUAUGUCAGAACAAAGCACUUUGCCCCCCUGUAUUUUUUGUAAAAAAAAAAAAUAGACACAUUUUAUGAUUAACUCGCUGAGUUUACGUCCUUUCAUGACAUACUUCAGAUUUGAGUCCCUGCAAAACAAAAAACAACCCCCUAAGAAUCGAAUUUCCCUAUUCAUUUCUAUGUAUUUUAUAAACACUCCUUGCAUUAGUUACAAUCAGGGAAAAGCAAUGAGUGGAAGAGAUUGUGUUUCAAGGGGGUGGUUAGAAUCCACUUAGAAAAAUGUUUUGUGUCGUUUAAAAGUUGCACAGCUGUGUUUCAAAUGACCUGGCGUCUGCAUCUCACCUCUAGUCCACAGACCCCCCUCAUGCUGGAGAAUGACUGGCCUAAACAGCCAAGAAACACUAACAUCUGCUCUUAUAAUCUGAGCACCAGUCUAUUAUGGCUUUCACAAAAAGAACUGAGGGUUUACCUGUUAUCAGCAACACCAUUGGUCCUUAUUUACACAUAAAUCCAGCUGGUUAUUGUUGAGGCCUGCGAGGUGAGAGCAGCGUCAGCGUUUCCACAUGGAGGGGUUUUGAUCCCUCUGUGUCCUCUCUCACCCAUAUUGGGUUUCAUCUUUAUGGCGGUAUUGUAUACCGCCCCUUUUGUUUAAAAGAGUAGGGAUUGUGUAUGCUUAGAAUGUAAUUUUCUCAUUGUGGUUUUACACCACUUUUAAAUGACCUGGCCAGGAUAUGUUUUAUUUUUAUUUUUUUUUUUUUUUUUUGGCAUUGCUUUGAACUGUACAACAUGACUGGUGUUUAUUCUCCAGUAUCUGGAGGGUUUUAACAGUUCAUUCCCACAUCUGACUUCUCAGGGAUUAUGAGCUGAUCCUGGUAUUAACCGCCAAGGGAACCAAGGCGGGACCCGAAAAGUUAAAUAAAAAGGCAUAACCACUGGGAACGUUUUAUAUAUUUGUCCUGUUUUCAUUUGUAUUCCUUCAGAGUUUAUGUCGAGUUGCAUUUUUUGACUAGCUUCAGUCAAAUAGAAAGUUUCAUAGAAACACGUGAGCAGAGUGCUAAAUUACAAGUGGUAUCUCGCACUCAUAGGGAAGCUGUAAAGUAAAAUAUAAUAUAUUUAAAAUAUUUUUAUAUACUUGUGCUUGAUAUGCAGUUGCUACUUCUGGUUAUGUAUUUAGCCAGACUAUAGUUAAUUUGCCAUUAGACAUUUUAUUGAAAACAACAUUUAAUGAACUUAAAGGAGCAGUAUUUUGAAAUUAAUCACAUCUAGUGGUCAAGGUGGAAACAGCAGGUUUGUUAAUAAAUGGAAAACCAUUUAUUAAAAUAAGUUACAUGUAAAGUAGUAACCAUUUGGAGGAAAUAAAAAUUAUUUUUCUGUUUGAAA